Molecule: messenger RNA, 1899 nt
Organism: Telopea speciosissima
Lineage: Eukaryota; Viridiplantae; Streptophyta; Magnoliopsida; Proteales; Proteaceae
Product: galacturonosyltransferase 8
Exons: 3
Coding region: 1-1698 (565 amino acids)
Molecular function (GO): polygalacturonate 4-alpha-galacturonosyltransferase activity
Source: RefSeq, a predicted model, not a curated record
AUGGCGAAUAUCGCAAAGCUUCCAGACGACGCUCGAGCGAUCCGAAACUUCGUAUUUCCCUACAGAUCCUUCAUCUCUGCCAUCGCUUUCAUCUCGGUUUUUCUCUUCACUGCUCUCUUUCUCUUCUCUUCUUCUUCGUCAUCGAUAACCGAUUCAGUAGAUGUCAAGCUGGGUGUGGUUUCUUCUCGUUUUAAUCGCGUCCACUAUGUUCGGAGAUCCGUGCUUGCCGUGAAGUCAGAUCCCUUGAAACCAAGAGUGGAUCAGAUCCGGAAGCAAGCAGACGACCACAGAUCUCUAGCCCUCGCUUAUGCUUCGUUUGCGCGAAAGCUCAAGCUCGAGAACUCCAAGCUUGUUAGGGUUUUUGCCGAUCUAACUCGUAACUAUACAGAUCUGAUGUCUAAACCGUCUUACCGGUCUUUGUUUGAUUCCGAUGAUGUUUCGAUUGAUGAGUCUGUGCUUCGCCAGUUUGAGAAGGAGGUGAAAGAACGGAUCAAGGUUACACGGCAAGUGAUUGCAGAGUCUAAAGAGUCUUUCGAUAAUCAGCUGAAGAUUCAGAAACUUAAAGACACUAUUUUUGCUGUCAACGAGCAUCUCACCAAGGCUAAGAAGCAGGGGGCUUUCUCUAGCUUGAUUGCUGCGAAAUCGAUUCCCAAGGGCCUGCAUUGCGUGACCAUGAGAUUGAUGCAAGAGCGUAUUGAGAAUCCGGACAAGUACUCGGAGGAAGGGAAAUUUCCUCCGCCGGAACUGGAGGAUCCCAAUCUCUACCACUACGCCAUUUUCUCGGAUAACGUGGUUGCUGCUUCUGUUGUGGUUAAUUCGGCAGUAAAGAACGCGAAGGAACCCUGGAAGCAUGUGUUCCAUGUUGUGACUGAUAAGAUGAAUCUUGGGGCAAUGCAGGUAAUGUUCAAGAUGAGAGAUUACAAUGGAGCUCACAUUGAGGUGAAAGCAAUUGAAGAUUACAAGUUCUUGAACUCUUCUUAUGUUCCGGUGCUCCGUCAGCUCGAAUCUGCGAAUCUUCAGAGGUUUUACUUCGAGAAUAAGCUCGAGAAUGCCACCAAGGACACAACGAACAUGAAAUUCAGGAAUCCCAAGUAUCUAUCUAUGCUGAAUCAUGUGAGGUUCUAUUUACCAGAGAUGUAUCCCAAGUUGCACAGGAUCUUAUUUUUGGAUGACGACGUGGUUGUUCAGAGAGAUCUUACAGGGUUGUGGGCGAUUGACAUGGAUGGAAAGGUCAACGGGGCUGUUGAAACAUGUUUCGGGUCAUUCCACCGGUAUGCUCAGUACAUGAAUUUCUCACAUCCUUUGAUCAAAGAGAAAUUUAAUCCCAAAGCGUGUGGAUGGGCCUAUGGUAUGAACUUCUUCGAUCUAGAUGCGUGGAGAAGGGAAAAGUGUACGGAACAGUAUCAUUACUGGCAGAAUCUGAAUGAGAAUCGAACAUUGUGGAAAUUGGGGACCCUGCCCCCAGGCCUGAUCACAUUUUAUUCGACAACCAAGCCUCUGGAAAAAUUUUGGCAUGUUCUUGGACUUGGGUAUAAUCCAAGCAUCAGCAUGGAGGAGAUCAGGAAUGCUGCUGUCAUACACUUCAAUGGGAACAUGAAACCAUGGCUUGAUAUUGCCAUGAACCAGUUCCGCCCCCUAUGGACAAAAUUUGUGGACUAUGACAAUGAAUUUAUCCAGACUUGCAAUUUUGGUCUCUAGAUGAAAUUGGUCAUGCAUGGUUUCCUAUGCUGAGCAUGAGUCAUCAGAAAAUCAUGGAUAUGCUAAAAAUCAAUUCUCCCACAAGUAGUAGUUGGUUUCAUGAGGUCUGACGCAAUUGUUCAGACUGAUUAAAAAAAUAUAUGUAUGUAUUUUUAAUUCAUUGUGGUAGAUAUUUCAAGUUUCAAUCUAAUUGUUAUGUUC